GUUUGCGGACGCGGCGGCGACGGGCGGCACCCAACCAACCAACGGGCACCGUGGACCGCCAGCCAGGGGGUCUCUUUGUACGACAUAGCUAGCUUAACUAAUACCACCUGGCCUGGCUGCCUGUCUGUCUGCUCGCCUCCUUCUUCCUUGAUAAAAAACAAAAACGCCAUCUUUCAUUCACGCCGCCCUAGAUCAGCUGCCCUGUCUUUUACCUCAACCCAGUCACUCCGUCCGCCGCCAGCUACCAUGGCCGCUUCCAUCAACGCCCUCCUCACCAUCGUCGGGCUCGACCCGGCAAAGAACUACUCGUACCUUACCGUCCCCGUAGCGCUCUACGUGUGCCUCGUGCCGCACUACCUGGCCGUCGUCGACGCCGGCGCCGACACCGUCUACGACAACGCCGCGCCGCGCUCCUUCCAUGACAAUGUCCGCCGCGACACCUCGAUAGACAAGCUCCGCAAGGCCCGCAUCCUCCGCCUCGAGGGCGCCUCCAUCAACGGCUUCGAGACGCUCGGCUUCUUCGCCGCCGGCGUCCUCGCCGCCAACCACGCCGGGCUCGAGACCGAGGCGCUCAACGCCCUCAGCGUCGGCUACGUCCUCGCCCGCGUCGCCUUCGUCGCCGCCUACGCCGGCAUCCGCAACCGCCGCCUCUCGUGGGCGCGCACCCUCGUGUGGAACCUCGCGUCCCUCGCCAGCGUCGCCCUGUGGGUCAAGGCCGGGCUCAAGGUUGCGGGCGGCAAGUGAUCAGCAAGUAACGCGUGGUGGCCACGGACGGUGUGGGGUGAGGGAGCCCAUAUACUGAGUGAGGUACGAAGUUGGUAGUGGCGUGUAAAUGUGCAAUGUAUGUAUACUUGUUACCUUUAAUUGAACGGCAAGGUGGGCUGCAAGUUUGAUACA
Molecule: messenger RNA, 897 nt
Organism: Purpureocillium takamizusanense
Lineage: Eukaryota; Fungi; Ascomycota; Sordariomycetes; Hypocreales; Ophiocordycipitaceae
Exons: 4
Coding region: 247-744 (165 amino acids)
Cellular component (GO): membrane
Source: RefSeq, a predicted model, not a curated record